Molecule: messenger RNA, 4890 nt
Organism: Macaca mulatta (Rhesus monkey)
Lineage: Eukaryota; Metazoa; Chordata; Mammalia; Primates; Cercopithecidae
Gene: MXRA7
Product: matrix remodeling associated 7
Source: RefSeq, a predicted model, not a curated record
GGGGCGCGGGCGACGGGGGCUCCGCCCCGGGGCGGGGCGCGGCGACCGGGCGCGGCGAGCUCCCUCGGGGUCCCAGCGGGCCGGCACUCGGCGGCCGCGGCGCAAUGGAGGCGCCGGCCGAGCUGCUGGCCGCGCUGCCUGCGCUGGCCACCGCGCUGGCCCUUCUGCUCGCCUGGCUGCUGGUGCGACGUGGGGCGACCGCGAGCCCGGAGCCUGCCUGCACGCCCCCGGAACCCGCGCCCCCGGCCGAGGCCACCAGGGCCCCAGCGCCGUCCCGCCCCUGCGCCCCCGAGCCGGCGGCCGCGUCCGCGGGGCCGGAGGAGCCUGGGGAGCCCGCGGGGCCGGGGGAGCCCGGGGAGCCUGCGGGACCCGGGGAGCCCGAAGGGCCAGGGGAUCCCGCGGUGGCGUCAGCGGAGGCGGAGGAGCAGGCGGCGGAGGCGAGGCAGAAAGAGGAGCAGGACUUGGAUGGUGAGACGGGGCCAUCAUCGGCAGGGCCUGAGGAGGACGACGGAGAAGGCUUCUCCUUCAAAUACAGCCCCGGGAAGCUGAGGGGAAACCAGUACAAGAAGAUGAUGACCAAAGAGGAGCUGGAGGAGGAGCAGAGAGUUCAGAAGGAACAGCUGGCUGCCAUCUUCAAGCUCAUGAAAGACAAUAAGGAGACGUUUGGCGAGAUGUCCGAUGGCGACGUGCAGGAGCAGCUCCGGCUAUACGACAUGUAGACUGCGCCCAUGGGAUGCACAGUGGCCAUGCCUGACGCUGUCCCCACCCCUGCCCCACCCCCUUGUUCUUUCCAGACUUCUGUAGGCCUAAUUUGCCCUUAUAAACAUAGAUGCAGGCGUACAUUCUAUACGUACUUGCCCAGUUCUUGCAAUGUGUAUAUUACUUUACAGGAAUCAAAACUGUUUUCUCGGAGGACAAAGCCCCUGGCCCCUCUGGCUUCUGCUUGCUGGUGAGGUUCCAGCUGUUAUGGGGCUCUGAGACCCUCUCCUGAUCCAAAUCUUUGUUUGUUUGUUUGAGAUGGAGUCUCACUCUGUUGCCCAGGCUGGAGUGCAAUGGCGUGAUCUCAGCUCACUGCAAUCUCCACCUCCCAGAUUCAGGUGAUUCUCCUGCCUCAACCUCCCCAGUAGCUGGGAUUACAGGCAUGUACCACUACGCCCAGCUAAUUUUGUAUUUCUAGUAGAGAUGGGGUUUCACCAUGUUGGCCAGGCUGGUCUCAAACUCUUGAGCUCAGGUGAUCCACCCGCCUCAGCCUCCCAAAGUGUUGGGAUUACAGGCAUGAGUCACUUUGCCCAGCCAAUAACUACACUCUUAUUCUGCCUUAUGAGGAUUUCUGGAAGCUUCUGUAAUUGUAGGGAAGCAAGCUGUAGGGGAGCAUUCUUCCUUUUUUUUUUUUAGAAACAAGGUCUCAUUCUGUCACCCAGGCUGGAGUGCCGUGGUGCCAUCAUGACUCAAUGCAGCCUUGACCUCCCAGGCCCACAAAAUCCUCCUGCUUCGGCAUGAGUAACUGGGACUACAGGUGUGUACCACCACACUCAGCUAAAGAAAAGCGUUCUUUUCUUUUCUUUUUUGAGACAGAGUCUCGCUCUGGUGCCUGGUCACUGCUUGAACGCUUCACCUUCUGGGUUCAAGCGAUUCUCCUGCCUCAGCCUUCCUAGUAGCUGGGAUUACAGGCAUGCGCCACCACACCCAGCAAAUUUUUGUAUUUUUAGUAGAGACGGAGUUUCACCAUGUUGGCCAGGCUGGUCUCGAACUCCUGACCUCAGGUGAGCCACCUGCCUCGGCCUCCCAAAGUGCUAGGAUUACAGGUGUGAGCCACUGUGCCCAGCCAGGAGCGCUCUUUUAGCAAAAAGUCUAAUUCAGAGACUCACCUUUCAUCCUGGCACUAAACAAUGGUACUAGAGGUAAGAUCUGCCAAGAAUUUCUCUCACUUAAGCAGAAUACUUACUUUAAAUCUAAUUAGGCAAGACUUAUUUGAGUACUUGCCUAAUUAUAUUUAAUUAGAACUAUGCUAGACGCUGUAGACAGAAGAAAUAAAACACCCCACCUGGUCCUUACCUUUCAGCAGGUUAAAGGCCUUUAGGGAAGAAAAGCCCAUGUGCAGGGAAAGAGAUGUCACCAGAAAGCAUUCAAUAAAAUGCCAAAGUGAUCUUACAGAACAGUGCCUGUGACACCGGAGGGGAUUGUUCCGCUUUGUGAGUGAACAUACAAUGAUGGGGAUAACUGGUCCUUCACACCAUGCAGGUCCCAUUUCUGAUCACCCCACUGGCAGAACAAUUCACAGUUCUUGAGCAAACUGAGUUAGGGAGGGUGUGCUAAAGACAGAACCUAUGCAAGUUCUUAGAAAUAGUUUUUGUUUGCUGAAAUAAAGCUCAAUCAACACACUACAUGAAAAAAAGUGGAGCAGUGGCAUUUCCAUGCCUCAUGCGCACCAUCACGAGGUUAACUUCCCGCCAUUGCCUCUUGCCUGCCAGGGGUUUUUCAGAAGCCCCUCUCUGUUCCACCCUUUUGCUUCUUUGCUGACCAUUCACUCUCUGUGUCUGUUGUUGGAUCCAAAUAUGAGUGUUUGUCUUUUGUGGUGAAUGCUUUUUUCCUUCUUGAAAUUGUUUUAAUGUGUUUUGUCAAAAGCAUUUAACCAUGUUAUGAUUUAAGAAUUCUUUGUUCACUUGAGGUCAGGAGUUCAAGACCAGCCUGGCCAACAUGGCAAAACCCUGUCUCUACUAAAAAUACAAAAAUUAGCCCAGCAUCCCCUGAACAAAUGACCAUCUGGAGGAGAAGGUAACUGCAUUUCAUUGGGGAUCUGUGAUAAAAGGGAGCAUCGGUGUUGGGGAGACACCUGUUCCACCUGAGUUUCCUAUGAGGUCCAGGACAGGGCUUGGUGGGCACUCGGAAGCCAGUGUCUGAAGUGCUCAGCAUCCUCCUCUUCCUCGGUGGUAGGUGUCUACUGCCCAGGCCCCACCCCUGGCCGUGGACACUUCAUGGAAACACUGCUGGUUUGCUAUGGUGUUGGGUGGCUCUUGUCUAUUCCCCAUAAGUGCUGGCCUCUGUUGACACCAUUUCUGCCACCUCAUCUGAGAUUGCUCUCAUCAGCUCACAGAGAUUCAGUUCAGAGAAUGAACCAAAUCUAAGCUAAAAAGCAUAAAGGAGGGCAGAAAGAAACAGCAGGGUGGGAGAAAGAGCGCACACACCGCGGGAAAGAUGUCCACCUGGCAGCCACAUCACAGAAUCACCAGUAUGUACGUCACUGCCACCAAGAACCUAGAACCACAGAGGCCUACAGAAGCCAAUCCCAGUGGAACUCUCUCCGGGUGCAGGGGCUGAGAGAACCUAAAACAUUCAGGUGGCCAGAGCUUCUUUCCAGAGAUGGGAACCAGUCUCAAAGCCUUUGCAUCUCUCCCCUGCCCUCCCUCCAUCACUCUGCUGAGAACUCUGCCCCGGGCUGGCCUGCUGACAUGACACGAAUAGCAGUGGCCUGUCACUCAUCAGUAUCUGCAGUUCUGUUUACCAAAGCCUGCUUGCUAGAGACUUGUCAGGGCCUCCUUCCCUCAAAGUGUCCAUUGUACCUCCAUCUGGAUACAAUUAGCUGGCUCCCCACUUCCUGGACUGACGGUAACCACCUUUUCCAACGACCCUGAAGAAAACACACAGUCUAAGCUUCUUUACGAGUAAACCUACAACUGGACAAAUUUUCUAUCAACCCCCAGUACCCCUCUCUGCUGUGGCUGAUUUGUUACUGGUUUUCUUUUUUUUUUUUUCAAUUUGAAAACGUAAAUAAUUAUACUAAGACUAGAUCACUCUGAGAUUGUUUUAUUCUAAUUUAUCCUAAGGACCUGCCUGUACUUAAAGCCUGAUACAAAGCCCAAGUUGACCUACUGGGCAGCUCUCUGGGCCUGGAAGGAAGAGCACAUGACAAGGCUUCAACAGUACAGCCUGGCUAGGUCCAGGCAGACCAUGACUUCUGAAGGCAACAGCAUGGUCCACAUGGAAUCAGGCUGCUGAAGAACAGCAGCGAGAGGCUGCCUCUGAAUCACAUCUGCAGGGUCACCUGGGCCUGGUGGAGGCCCACAGUCACCCAUUACGCCCCAGUAUCCUAUGUGGGAGUAUCCAUGUCUAGUCUCUACUUCUCACUGCAGGAGAGGUGGCAGAUGAGGAGGUUUCCUACUUUAAAGCAGGUAGAAGUUGUUUCCUUUCUUCCCUCCUCACAGCCUGGAGGGCGAGGUUGUGCCCAGCCUGAUAGCAGCUGCCUUGCCCAAGAUUACAUCCUGUUCUGGGGGCAGCCCACCUCCAAACCAAGUCACUGGUGGGGUACAAAGGCCUGCCUUGUCUGCCAAAAGGACAGUGCUGAUGGACCAUUCCAGUUCUAGAGUUCCCAAAGAGAUGUCUUUUUGGAGAGGGGCAGGGUACCAGAAAUCCUUCACUCAGGCUAUAGCAGGGCCUCCAGUUACAAGUAACUUGAGUCCCACCCAGCCAAACAUGCCUUUCCGGGUCUAGUGCUGGGUUGCAGAACAGGAAACCUGGCAAAUUCCUAUUGCCACAGAUAUUUUUUACUAUUAUUAUUGUCACCUUAUUUUUCUAUUGGUGGAAACCCUCUAGGGCUUCCACCAGAUUCUCCACCUUUAUGCUAUCAUUUUUAUCAGUUUUGGUUUUAUUGUUUCAGUGCUGCUUCUUGCUAACGGUAGCAGCCAAUAUACAUCAUCUCUGGCGACAGAUCACGCCAUAGAAAAUACUGUCGUUUUCCUCAUUUUUCUUAACGCCACAGAGUCAGCUGGGCUGUAGUACCAGCCCGGAUGUACCAGUUUACUCAGCCAUUCCCCCUCUCAUGGACAUCUGCAUGGUUUCCAGUCUUGCAAAUUUAUAUAGUGCCGCUACAAAUAAAAGCUGGCGUGUAUGCUG